UUUUAAGCUUUAAGACAAAGUCACAAAGAGAAUGAAGACCUUUUUCGUUUUCCUUCUUCUUCUUCUCUGUGCUUUUUCCAUCAACGCGAAUCAACAAGAAGAGAACCAACCAAUAUCACAUAAACUUCUCCACAAAGUCCAACAAUGGAGAACUUCUUUAAAAGAAUCAAGCGCUCAAGAACUCAAGCUAUCUUCAGCAAUCAUUGUAGCUGGAGUCUUAUGCUUCAUGGCUGCCUUAAUCUCAAGCGCAGGUGGGAUCGGAGGUGGAGGUUUAUUCAUUCCAAUCAUGACUAUAGUUGCAGGGCUUGACUUGAAAACAGCUUCAAGCUUCUCUGCUUUUAUGGUCACUGGUGGUUCCAUCGCUAAUGUGAUCAGCAAUCUCUUUGGUGGUAAAGCAUUGCUUGACUACGAUUUAGCCUUGCUUCUUGAGCCUUGCAUGCUUCUUGGAGUGAGCAUUGGUGUCAUCUGCAACAGAGUUUUGCCUGAGUGGCUCAUCACUGUUCUUUUCGCCGUGUUCUUGGCUUGGUCUAGCUUGAAGACUUGUAGAAACGGAGUCAAGUAUUGGAAAAUUGAGUCUGAUGCUGCGAGAGGGAAAGGACAUGAGAGGCCAGAGAAAGUACAAGGAGAAACAGAGGAGGAGGAUACCAAAAGCCUUAAAGAACCUCUACUUGAAGCUAAAGAGAAGAGAAACAAGACUCCAUGGACGAAACUUGGUGUCUUGAUCGUUGUUUGGGCGUCUUUCUUUGUUAUUUAUCUUCUUCGUGGUAACAAAGAUGGAAAGGGAAUCAUAACGAUAAAGCCUUGUGGUGUUGAGUAUUGGGUUCUUCUUUCACUUCAAAUACCUCUAGCUUUAAUUUUCACAAAGCUUGCUAUUUCGAGAACCGAAAGUCUCCAAGAAAAAUCCUCAAACAAUCAGAAAGAUCAAGAAGUAACAAAACUAGACCAGUCCACACAGUUUAUGUUCCCGGUAAUGUCAUUUUUAGCCGGUUUGUUGGGUGGUAUAUUCGGUAUUGGUGGUGGAAUGCUUAUAAGCCCUCUUCUUCUUCAAGCUGGGAUACCACCACAGAUAACAGCAGCAACAACAUCAUUCAUGGUGUUCUUCUCAGCAACAAUGUCAGCAGUUCAAUACCUGCUACUAGGAAUGCAAAACACAGAAGCAGCUUACUUGUUCUCCUUGAUUUGCUUCUUUGCUUCCCUUCUCGGUCUUGUUUUGGUUCAGAAGGCAGUAGCUCAGUUUGGAAGAGCUUCCAUCAUUGUGUUCUCUGUAGGGACAGUGAUGUCUCUGAGCACAGUCCUUAUGACUAGCUUUGGUGCGCUUGAUGUAUGGACUGAUUAUGUGGCAGGCAAGGACAUGGGGUUCAAGCUGCCAUGUUAAGACAUAUUGUUUCUGAUCUUAAAUCACAAAACAAUAUCAUCGGUUUCUUUUUUUAUUUUUUUUCUUUUUCUUGUUUUUAUACAUCACUAAGAGGCUGAAAAUUGAACUCUAUGUAAGAGGGAGAUUUGGAGCAAUAUGGUACUGUAAUGUUUAUAUGUUUUUGUAAAAUUUAAUAAUUUGUGAAUGUACUUAUAGUCAAGACCUUGACUGUAAACAACAGUUUAUGUGUCGCAGUUAAGUAGCUGCUGAUGUUUUG
This is a messenger RNA of Eruca vesicaria subsp. sativa (arugula), 1631 nucleotides long. The record is from the annotation of a GenBank genome assembly. Lineage: Eukaryota; Viridiplantae; Streptophyta; Magnoliopsida; Brassicales; Brassicaceae.